UCCGAUGAGUCCGCGGUGGUUUAAAUAUAAACGCCGACACUCGUCCGUACCACCGUUGUCGUCGUCGUCGUCGUCGUCGUCUUCUCGUCCUCGUCUCUGCCGCCCGCCACCGCGAUUCCUUUCCGGCACACCUCGGGUACCGGAUGCGGGUCACGCAUCGGAAAAUAUCUCGACCCCGGAGCCAGCCGACAUAUCAGAGGACGAUCACUAUCCAAACAUUUCGGCAGGUUCGCUUAUGAAAGACCCGGAUAAGCUGAAGCUGAUGCUGCUCGCCUGGAAUUAUAAUCUUCAGGCGCAGGCACAGGUCCAGGCGGCAAACGCCCUCUCGCCAAAUAACUCUUCGACUACCACGGCCACCACCGUUGGCACACCUGUCACCAGCCAAUCAGCCAUUUCCACGGCAAACAACACCAUUAACAACUCUACACUCACAGAUUCCCGAAACGGGUCAUCCGAACUAGUAGAUAUGCCAGCGGGAACCGUCCCGAGUUUGGGCGCCGUGGCAGGCGUCGGCGGCGAGGACAUGGCUAACUUCUGGGCAUCUUACACCAUGAAUUUCAAGAAAACGCCGCCGCCAACGUCGUCGGUGACGCCCUUGCGGUCCGAUCGCGAUCGAGAAUCAAGUCCGCCCGGUGGCGAGGGUGCAGGAAGCGCCCACGAUGAAACCAGCAGUAGCGGUAACAAGGAAGACGAGGACGAUGAUGAUAUGGAUGUGGAUGAUGGAUUAGACCCUAGACAUCAUGAUCCGGAACGUCUCAAGGCGUUCAAUAUGUUCGUGAGGCUGUUCGUCGACGAAAACCUCGACCGCAUCGUGCCGAUCUCGAAGCAGCCCAAGGAGAAGAUACAGGCUAUCAUCGACAGUUGCACGAGACAAUUCCCCGAGUUCGCCGAAAGGGCUAGGAAGAGGAUCCGAACGUACUUGAAGAGCUGUCGAAGAAAUAAACGCGGCAGAGAGGGACCUUGGGAUACCGCCAGACCCACGCCAGCACACUUGACCUCCGUGCAGGCCGAGCAGAUUUUGGCAACCGCCUGUGAAAACGAGAGCGACAACGCGAAACGUAUGAGAAUCGGUCUAGAGCCCGUGUCGCAGCCUAUGCCAACUCUUCCGGCCGCUACGCAAACGGACGUUCGAUCAAGUUUGGACCAUUUCUCGAGCACGCCGAUUAAAUCACUUCCGGGUAAAAGGGAGGAUACCCCUCCGACAUCGCUAACGUCCCUGGCACCUUUAACCAGUUUGGCGAACUUACCGAACAGCACCCUUUCCUCUACGCCGCUGUCGCUCGCAUCAGCGUCAAAGUUGCUCACGCCAACGGACAACAAGAGUCUCAUGAGCCAGGCGACGAUAGUCAGUUCGUCGACGGUGAAUGGUGUCGCCAGUGGCGGUGCACCGACAGCGAUGUACAGACCUAACUUCAGCCAGGCGUUCCAACGUGCCGGGCCUACAACGGUACCGCCGACCGGUACCCUCUCAUCUGGACUGUACCCGACCCAAAGUUUCUCGGGCCUACUGAGCAACGGUACACAAAGACCGACGGAUCUUAGCAUGAAGAACACGAAGCCACUGUUAAGUCACAAGUUGAACGCGACGGAAAUGACCGCGGUGAGGCAACUAAUAACUGGAUAUCGGGAAUCCGCCGCCUUUUUGCUCAGAUCUGCCGAUGAAUUGGAACAACUAUUGCUCCAGCAACCAUAGAGCUAUCUUUAUAUGACCAGCGCUCAACCGCUUGGCUCAUAAUCACAAUAAUCGAGAAAGCGAUGCGAGUAUACCAUACUAUGAGCACUACGAGCUCCAUUUGAUCAUCGAGAGUAACGUUGAAGUCAGCGUAGAUUCAUUGAUAGUACUUCAAGGUCGUUUGUACUCUGUCGGCAAUGUGACUUUCAAUAUAAAUUUACCCUCUGCUGCAAAGGUCUCUGGACCACUUGCGCUAAAGGAUCGAUUCAAUCUGACAAGACGAGAGUGCAAAAUCUUAUUUACAUGAGGAACUAAUUCGAGAAUAAUGUAUCAGAAAUUAAUCGGAGUUACUUCAUAAUAAACAGAAAAGAUUUCUUUGACAAAAAGAUAGAAAUCGAGUUUGAGAAAUGACGACGCAAGGCUCAUAUUCCUCUCUAAAUACAUCCUGUUCGAAUAGUUUCCUUAACUCUAGAAUUAGAAAUGUGUCGUGGCAACGCGCGUAAUAAAAUAUUAAUUUUUUAUUCAUUUUCUAUUUUUCUUAAAAAUAAAGUUCUCUCUAAAAAGAAGCGACGCUUAUG
Molecule: messenger RNA, 2250 nt
Organism: Nylanderia fulva
Lineage: Eukaryota; Metazoa; Arthropoda; Insecta; Hymenoptera; Formicidae
Source: RefSeq, a predicted model, not a curated record